Molecule: messenger RNA, 1050 nt
Organism: Chara braunii
Lineage: Eukaryota; Viridiplantae; Streptophyta; Charophyceae; Charales; Characeae
Source: the annotation of a GenBank genome assembly
GUGGGACGGAGGAAAGGUUGUUUGAGACAGUGGCGAAGCGAUCCCGAGCGGAGAUAGAGUCAGGACUACAAGGUGUGUAUGCGAAGAGGAGAGAAGACACAGUUCUAUGACGGACCUUGGAAGUGGAGGUCUCUUCAUCGGUGGGUUCAUGAUACUCAGUUUAAUCCCGUUGAGAGGAUAACUCGGGGAAACUUCGACACGUUCUGUAAACGCAAGCUUCCAUUUGUCUACACCCUCCUGGAUGAGAAAUCGGAGGCUGACGUGGAUGCUCUUGUCUCAAUGAUCAGAGACGUGGCCCUGAACUACUCUGGGCAGUUCAGUUUUGUCUAUACGCCUAUUGAUGAGGUAGGGGACCUUCUUGAUCAUCUUCGCUGCCAAUAUCGAGGUGCAAGUUAUGCUGUGUUGGAAGAUUUUGAGGACGACUACAGAUACUGUGUUGAGACUAAUCCUAUGGAGAAGUUGACGGUAUCCCGACUGCGAAAGCUCUGCGAUGGAUUCUUAUCUCGAACUGCAACUCCCGACCAUGUGGUGUCAGAACCCAUUCCAAUCGCCAACGUCGGUCCAGUCUUCAAAGUCGUCGGCAAAACUCUAAUGUCCACACGACUCCACAGUAAUGGAUGUGACUAAGGACGUCCUAAUCCAUUUCUAUGCUGAGUUUGACGAGAAAUGGGAGGAUGUCGAAGGGGAGUUAGAGAAAGUUGCAGUGGAGUUCGAACAUGUGCCCACUUUCAAGGUCGCCAAGAUGGAAGGGAUGAAAAACGAGCAACCCAAGGACUUCCCAGAUCUGGACUACAUUCCCUGUACCUGGCUCUUUCCUGCCAAAUCCAAGAACAGACCAGUGGUCUUCAAUCAAACAUGGUCGUUCGAGUUACGUGUACUCUCUCAGUUCGUCUGCAACUUUUCCAGCUUACCCAUAGAAACGAUACCUUGCAAAUCAGAAACCCAUAAAAAGAAGAAAACUAACGAAAGCACUAAACUCGACACGUGGGCUCGAUCAUCAACCAGUCAGAAUGAUACUUCUGAGAUUGCCAAUCAAAAGAGGAUAACGAG